AAGGAGACAGGGGACAGGGACGGGAGAGAGCGGUGGGUUGGGGAGAGUGGCACGGAAGCGAGGAGAAACUGGGGUACCAAGGGUCGGCAGACUUGGAAGGACUGUUGGAGGAGGUGAAAGCACUGGCCGGGCGUGAGACACGGGCUGGAAUAAACUGCAAGGAGACGGUCCCCAAGAGUGACUAGAACAGUGACUGCAGACAAGGCACAGAGAGAAGCUGGGACCCAGAGAAUCUGGAAGGGGGCUUGGGGGGCACUGGGACAGCAGGGAGGGGAGACAGGAGAGGACAGUGGGUUAAAGAAUAGGGUGAAAUGGGGAUGGGGCCAGAUAGAAGGGACUGGGGAAAACAGAGUUGCCUGGGGGUGGGGGACUUAGAAAGUGGAUGCAGGCAUGGAGUGAAGCAGGGGUCAGGAAAGGGGACUUGGGCUCUGCAGCAGCGCAGAGGUGACAUCUGGACAGAUGGACUGGACGAUUUUGAGAGAACUCAGGAAGAUGGUAUCCAACUGGUGCUCAGCCUGGCCCUUUCCUUCUAAGCAGGAGUCAGCGCUGAAGGCCCUGGGGACAGAAGGCCUCUUCCUCUUCUCUUCCUUGGACACAGACCGGGAUAUGUACAUCAGCCCUGAGGAGUUCAGGCCCAUCUCUGAGAAGCUGACAGGGUCAACUCCUACGGCCAGCUACGAGGAGGAGGAACUGCCCCCUGACCCCAGCGAGGAGACGCUCACCAUAGAAGCCCGAUUCCAGCCUCUGCUCCCGGAGUCUAUGACCAAGAGCAAAGACGGGUUCCUAGGGGUCUCCCGCCUGGCCCUGUCCGGCCUCCGCAACUGGAUGACCGCAGCCUCGCCAAGUGCCGUGUUUGCUGCCCGCCACUUCCGGCCCUUCCUUCCCCCUCGGGGUCAGGUGGAGCUGGGCGAGCCCUGGUGGAUCAUCCCCAGUGAGCUGAGUGUCUUCACUGGCUAUCUGUCCAACAACCGCUUCUACCCACCACCGCCCAAGGGCAAGGAGGUCAUCAUCCACCAGCUCCUGAGCAUGUUCCACCCGCGACCCUUCGUGAAGACCCGCUUUGCCCCUCAAGGGGCAGUCGCCUGCCUGACUGCCAUCAGCGACUUCUACUACACUGUGAUGUUCCGAAUCCACGCCGAGUUCCAGCUCAGCGAGCCACCCGACUUUCCCUUCUGGUUCUCGCCUGGCCAGUUCACCGGCCACAUCAUCCUCUCCAAAGAUGCGACCCACGUCCGUGACUUCCGGCUUUUCGUGCCCAACCACAGGUCUCUGAAUGUGGACAUGGAGUGGCUGUAUGGGGCCAGUGAGAGCAGCAACAUGGAAGUGGACAUCGGCUACAUACCCCAGAUGGAGCUGGAGGCCACAGGCCCCUCAAUACCCUCCGUGAUCCUGGACGAAGAUGGCAACAUGAUCAACAGCCGGCUGCCCUCGGGGGAGCCCCUCCAGUUUGUGUUUGAGGAAAUCAAGUGGCAGCAGGAGCUGAGCUGGGAGGAGGCCGCCCGGCGCCUGGAGGUGGCCAUGUACCCCUUCAAGAAGGUCACCUACCUGCCAUUCACCGAGGCCUUCGACCAAGCCAAGGCCAAGAACAAGCUGGUGCACUCGAUCCUGCUGUGGGGGGCCCUGGACGACCAGUCCUGCUGAGGUUCAGGGCGGACUCUCCGGGAGACUGUCCUGGAAAGUUCGCCCAUCCUCACCCUCCUCAAUGAGAGCUUCAUUAGCACCUGGUCCCUGGUGAAGGAGCUGGAGGACCUGCAAAGCAACCAGGAGAACCCAUCCCACAAGAAGCUGGCUGACCUGCACCUGGAGAAGUACAGCUUCCCCGUGGAGAUGAUGAUCUGCUUGCCCAAUGGCACUGUGGUCCACCACAUCAACGCCAACUACUUCUUGGACAUCACCUCCAUGAAGCCUGAGGACAUCGAGAACAAUGUCUUCAGCUUCUCAUCUACCUUUGAAGACCCGUCCACGGCCACCUACAUGCAGUUCCUGAAGGAGGGCCUUCGACGUGGCCUGCCCCUCCUCCAGCCCUAGCAUGCCUGCCUCACCUAGGCAGGGAGAAGCCAGGCUGAGGGGGUGCUGGAUAGAAAGGCUUCCAAUGCUGACAGACAGGCCUCUCAGCCCCAGAGCGGUCAAACAUCACACACUCCCACCCCACUACUCCCAAGUUGCCUGUGAGGUCGGAGGUCAACUAAGGGUGGCCAUCCUAGUUUUGCCUGUAUUAAGGGGUUGACAAGGAUGAGCUGACUGGAUGGGCGAACCUGUAGCUCCAGCUGCCACCAUCAGCCUUUCACUACCUACAUGGCUCCAGAAGCUGCUUGGGCCCCCCUGAAACAAAGCCUGGGGUCAUUUCCCUGGACCUCACCCUCUCAGGCACAUAGUCCAGGCCCUUGCUGGGUGAAGAAUAGGGAGGAGUGGGUGCUAGGAAAACAGUGUCACCUCUUUCUCCUUACUUUCACUCCCUCCCGAAAGGAACAUCAAGAAGCUCCAGCAUGGGUAGGGGGCAGGAGGUACGAGAGAGGUACUCUUGUUUUUCUGGAGCCUUCUUCCUGGCUCCAGCCCUGGCUGCCCUCCUCUGUCAGGUGUCCUCAGUGGGAUCAGUCUCAGCUAGAGACAGCCACCUGGAGGUUCUGGGCAGAAUCGUCCUUCGGAAGGAAAAAUCAUGUGGUCUCCCAGACCUGGCUCCCCGGACCAGUCCAUCUAACCUAACGAUAGGACACCAGAACCUGUUUUGGGACUUGCUGGAGGCCAGAUGUCCAGGACGGUUUACUGCAGAAGGCUUCUGCCCUUAGCAAGGGGGUCCCUGAGGCCUGAGGCCUAGGCCCUAGGCACUGCCAGUGCCCACCCCAGCACAGCAUCAUAGUAGGACUGCUGGAGCAAGAGCCCUGGUGUCACCUCCUGCCCCUAAGACUUGAGCUCCUCGGAUGUGUAGCCCAGCUGAAGAACACAGCCUCCCUUAGAGCCAGCGCUGUCCCGGCUGUCAUGACAGCCCAGACCAGCUUGUCCACCACUGGGUGGCCAUUGACCCUCUUUGACCACUCUUUGGGCCUUGGUCCACAUCCCAAGCCACUGACCGCAGUCAGUCUCUUUUUUAUACAUGCAGAAAAGUGUUUUUAUGUGAACUUUCUCACAGUUUGUAGGUAUUUUUGAUAACUCCAGUGUUGAGAAGGAGGAAGAGACCAUGGCUUCCUUCAGCAGCUGCCCCAUGAUGGCUAGAUCUGAAAUCCUAGAUGGAUCCAGCUUGAUGUCUUUGCAGUUGCACCUAUGGGAAGAAAUAUUCCUCUCUUCCUUCUCCUAGCUUUUUAAAAAUAGUCCUCAGAGGGUCAGUGUACUCCAACCCCAUCCUUGUCCUCUACUCAGGCCCAUAAGGGGCCCUAAGGCUUUCGUUAAGGUCUUUGGUGCCAAGCCUGCUCCCCUGCCCCUGCCCCAGAGGGACUCACUCUUAAACCUGGAUGAGGAAGGAAGGCAGACAUCUCCUCAGACACAUUCUCAGGCCCCCCAUCUGUUGAGCCCCCCUGCCUACCAUUGGAGUAUCCACCCUAAGCUUUCUCUGUCUGAGGCACUUUCUUAAGAUUACAUGUAUUUUCUCAUUUAAUCCUCACAACAAACCUGUGGGGUGGAUAUUAACUGUUCGCAUUUUACAGAUGAAGAAACUGAGUCUUGGGGAAAUGAAGUGACCUGCCCAAGUUCUCUCAGUGGUAGAGUUGAAAUUCAUCCUGAGUUGAUUGUGUGGUAUUUUGUUUUGCACUGCACCCCCAAAUCUCUCCCCUGCCUGUUUUUACUGAGAUGAAAAAGAAAGCCUUUCAAACCAAAAUGUCUCAUUCCCCUCUGAUCUCCAUCCCUAAUGAGGCAUGAGCUAGCAAGCUCAGCCAAGUUCUUCAUGUCCUUAUGGGAGGCAAUGCUUCCAUGCCCUUUAUAGAGAGAGGGGGUCCCCAAGUCUAUAUCAGUGUUUCUAGGUGUGGGUAGCAGUAAAGCACUGUUGCUGGGGCUUUCUGCAUCCUCAUCAGAUGCCUCUGCCUGACCCACAUGUGCCUCAAAGCUCAUGGUGGCCCCCAGCUGCCCUUGCCACUCCUCUGCCAUUUCCCUCACUUGUCCCUAACAUGUCCUGUAAUAAAAUUGGAGAAACUAG
This is a messenger RNA of Pteropus alecto (black flying fox), 4123 nucleotides long. It is a transcript of the gene SELENON, whose product is annotated as selenoprotein N. Lineage: Eukaryota; Metazoa; Chordata; Mammalia; Chiroptera; Pteropodidae. Gene Ontology annotation, biological process: calcium ion homeostasis; skeletal muscle fiber development. The transcript has 11 exons. Gene Ontology annotation, molecular function: calcium ion binding. The record is from RefSeq and is a predicted model, not a curated record. Gene Ontology annotation, cellular component: endoplasmic reticulum membrane.